Messenger RNA from Penicillium verrucosum, 1506 nucleotides. RefSeq lists its product as uncharacterized. Gene Ontology annotation, molecular function: carbohydrate:proton symporter activity. The coding region runs from base 1 to 1506 and encodes 501 amino acids. The record is from RefSeq and is a predicted model, not a curated record. Lineage: Eukaryota; Fungi; Ascomycota; Eurotiomycetes; Eurotiales; Aspergillaceae. Gene Ontology annotation, cellular component: membrane. Gene Ontology annotation, biological process: carbohydrate transport; transmembrane transport. The transcript is spliced from 7 exons.
AUGCUCGGCCACCACGAUGUGCGAAAAUACUUCAACAAACGGCUAGCAUUGUCAUGUAGCCUUAUCGCUCUCUCCAGCUUUAACUAUGCUUUCGAUAACCAAGGCUUUGCCCAAACACAGGCUAUGGAUGCCUUCGAGAAGAGAUUUGGUGUCUAUGAUGCAAAAGCGAAAACCUGGGCCCUUGACACUCAGUGGAAGUCAUACUUCAACGGACUCCCGUAUUUGACCUUCGCCUGUGGUGUUAUCAUUGGCAGCUGUAUAAGUGCUCGAUUCGGUCGCCGAUGGUGUAUGUUUGUCAUGAGCAUCUAUGCUCUAGCUACCGCCACAAUUACCACCACCUCUCAAUCCAGCGAUCAAAUAUUAGCCGCCAGAAUCUUGAACUACAUAUAUAUUGGCAUGGAACUCUCUGUUGUUCCAGUCUUCCAGUCCGAGAUCGCUCCAACCCAAAUUCGUGGCUUCAUGGUGGGUACAUACCAAUUGACCAUUGUGUUCGGAGGGAUGGUCAUUGGCUGGGUGUGCAAUGGAACUAGCAAGAUACACGAUGACCGUUCGUGGAGGAUACCUCUAGGGCUUUUCUUCGUCAUUCCGACCAUCAUAGCAUCCCUCAUAUGGUUUAUUCCAGAGUCCCCUCGCUGGCUUCUCAUCCAAGGACGCAUGGAAGAGGCGCGAAUCAACUUACAGAUACUACGAGAACGAGCGUUUACUUCGGAUGAAAUUGAAGAUGAAUUCGCAUCAAUCCAAAAAGGGUUGCAAAGUGAGCCAGAGCAAGGUCAUUUCAAGGAACUAUUCUCGAAAUCCAACCGAAGGCGAACAGCAAUUGUUGUUGGACUCAACUUUUUCCAACAGGCUACGGGGCAAGGAUUCGCAUCGCAAUAUGGCACUCUAUAUGUGAAAUCUCUACAAACUGUAAACAGUUUCAACAUGAACGUCAUCAACGGUUUUAUCGGACUCGUCAUAGUUUUACUAUGUCUAUACCUCAACGAUAGAGUUGGAAGAAGGCCCUUGCUUCUGAUCGGUGCGGUAAUCCAAGCAACAGCACUUCUUAUCAUGGGAGGACUCGGAGUACAUACUCCAUCUUAUCCUCAGAAGUCAGCCAUUGUUGCAAUGCUUUCCUUGUUUACAGUGGGCUUCAAUAUAGGAUGGGCUGCGUUAACAUACGUCGUGACUACCGAGAUACCAACUCUACGCUUGCGAGACAACUCACAGAGGAUUGCGUCUGUUGCAAAUGUUCUUACGUUCUUCGCAGUUUCGUUUAGUCUACCAUAUCUCAUGGAUGCUGGUUCUGCAAAUCUUCAGUCGAAGGUUGGCUUUAUUUAUGGAAGUCUUUCGAUCACCUCGAUCGCUUUUGUUUAUUUCUGUGUGCCUGAAUGUCAAGGAAGAUCAUUCGAAGAAAUUGACCGGUUGUUCCGGAAGAAAACGCCUCUUCGGGAAUUCCACAAGAAUGGAAAUUCGGUCGGUGGUGAGGCGGGCAUCACAGGAUUCUCAGAGAGUAAAGAGGUUGCUUAG